CAUGUUCCAGUUGCUGCUUUUUUUAAUCAUCUGUCCCUCUCUGCUAAGGAAUUCCAAAAAAACUUUAGAGAUUCUUGAUUCAACUGCUGCCAAAUCCUUACGCAAUAGUGGUUCUGUUCCCACUAACCAGAACUGUCCUAGGGGGCAAUAUUUUAACAAUGGUGUCUGUUGUGACUUCUGUAAACCUGGUUCUGUUGUCAAGACAUUAGAUUGCACAAGCAAUCCUAAAACCAACUGCAAACCUUGCACAGAGGGUAAAGAUUACAUGGAUAAAGACAAUUAUAAAACUACUUGUCUACGAUGUAAUUACUGUGAUGCAGUACACGGGAUGGAACCUGAAAAAAAGUGUACCAUCACGCAGAAUGUAAAAUGUAGGUGUAUGAUUGGUUUCUUUUGCAAUUCGACUAAGCCUUGCCGCCACUGUGAGAAAUGUGAUCUGUGUAAAAAUGGCAUCGUUGUAAAAGAGUGCACCCCAACACAAAACACGAUUUGUAGGGAAAAAGAUACACAAAACGCAAAAGACGAUUUGCUAUGGCUUUGCUUAAUUCUGCCUGUUGUCGCAUUGCUUGUGGGACUGAUUUUAUGGCAGCACUAUAGGCCAAGAAUUCAAAGGAGGCCAAACAUUCCAGAUCAAAAGGGCUCUAACGAUGAAUUAGAUGAACUUAAGGAAGAUGAGUAUCCAGAUAUUGACUUGAAGCCUUACAUUCCUGAAAUUGUACGAGAUAUGGAAGUGAACCAUGUCAGAAAGCUUGUUCGGAAAUUGGGUAUUCGUACGGCUGAAAUCGAUGAGAUCGCCCAUGACAAUUUGAAUGAUUCUUCUGAACAGAAAAUAAAAUUACUGGAACGUUGGUACAAAACGUGUGGGAUAAAAGGUUCUUACAAGACUUUAAUCACCAGUCUGAGAGAACUUAAAUUUUAUGAUGCAGUUAAUAAAAUUAAUCAAAUGAGAGAAAAUUCAGCCAUCCAGAAGAUUAAAAGAGAUGUCACUAUGUGAUCAGAUUGGACUGUCUAUGUUGAUCCGGCAUAUUUCGGCAUUCAUAACAUCAGUAACAGGACUAGUAACAGAUUCCAAAUCUAUUUGGCAACUCCAAAUCUCAACCUACCGUUCCUGUCCUAAUGUAAUGUUCCCUUUAAUAAAUAAU
Ahaetulla prasina is the source of this 1142-nucleotide messenger RNA. It is a transcript of the gene FAS, whose product is annotated as Fas cell surface death receptor. The coding region runs from base 2 to 994 and encodes 330 amino acids. Gene Ontology annotation, cellular component: CD95 death-inducing signaling complex; membrane raft; external side of plasma membrane. The record is from RefSeq and is a predicted model, not a curated record. Gene Ontology annotation, molecular function: protein binding; tumor necrosis factor receptor activity. The transcript is spliced from 11 exons. NCBI's taxonomy places the organism in Eukaryota, Metazoa, Chordata, Lepidosauria, Squamata, Colubridae. Gene Ontology annotation, biological process: negative regulation of apoptotic process; activation-induced cell death of T cells; necroptotic signaling pathway.